Oncorhynchus kisutch (coho salmon) is the source of this 2171-nucleotide messenger RNA. RefSeq names its product neurotrophin receptor-interacting factor homolog. Gene Ontology annotation, cellular component: nucleus. Bases 236 to 2095 code for a protein of 619 amino acids. Gene Ontology annotation, molecular function: DNA-binding transcription factor activity, RNA polymerase II-specific. The record is from RefSeq and is a predicted model, not a curated record. The transcript is spliced from 6 exons. Gene Ontology annotation, biological process: regulation of transcription by RNA polymerase II. Lineage: Eukaryota; Metazoa; Chordata; Actinopteri; Salmoniformes; Salmonidae.
CCAGCGCAUACCCUUUGAACUAUGACGCCGACCAUCCAUGUAAACGGAAGUAAACGACCAAGAACAAUUUCCACGUUCACGGUUUUAUUUAGACGUUUAUUAACACCAUGGAACUCAAUAUAUGACUAAUUGAACUGCACAGCAUCACAUACUUACCCCACGUAGUAUUUAAUUGCGUUGGAGAAAGGACUUGUUUGAUAUAUGUUUUCUAGGUAAUGCUAGUUAGCUGCUAACAAUGGCUAACUGUAUGGUUUUUCAUACUCAAAUUGCCUCCAUCAUGGAGGUGCUAGCGAACGCCGCCGUGGCAGAGAUCUGUAAACUCGUAGACGACGACUAUGCAGUGUUUCGUUUGGAAAUAACUCAAAGCCAGAAAGAAAACAGGGGAUUGCGAAGGAAACUACAACUACUGGAACUGAAGGUGGCACGAGAGCGCGUCCUCGCCAGUCGUCCCAGUAGUGUCAAGAUCCUCGACCGUUACAGAGGAUUGGCAAGAGGUGAAGGACAUCUCACUCGAGGCCACAAGAGCUUUGUGAAGCCAGCAGGACACACUACAUGGAGUGAUGACCAACCAAUCACUGUUGAUGAGGGGAGUGGAACCUCAACCCAGCACGUUAUCGUGAUAGAGUCUGCAGAUGCAGAGUCUACAGGUCCUGGGGUUAAGCAGGAGAGGUCUGAUGGAAAGGAUGACCUACGGCGCAGCAGAGACAUCCAGACCGGAGUGCCCCCUGUAAUCACGGAGGUCCCCACCACUGCCCCAGCGCAGCCCAGAACCCAGCGCAGUAUCACGGAGGAGGAGGGUCCAGAGGUGCUGCUGGGGAAGGAGGAGGGGUGUGAGGAGGGUCUGGGGAACCCUGAGGGGACCAUGGUCAUGGAGGAAAACCAGACUACACCUCCUCCACAACCCACAGAGGAACUAGCUGAGCAGCACAAGACCACACACAGUCUCACUGAGUCAGUAGACAUGGAGGAUGGGAAGCCUGAUCUGCUGCUGGUUAAAGAGGAGACAAUAGAAGAUGGACCAGAGAACAUUGACCUGCUGAGUGGACUAAAGAUGGGGGAGCAGGGUGGAUGGCUGGAGACUAACAGAGCAGACUGGGUGGACAUCUUGGAUUCCCAGACCGGUGCAGCCAAGGGCCCAGCAAACAAAAUCACCGAGCAGGCCUGGACCAGAGGUGAAAUAGUAGAGGUCAGGGGAUGGGACAGCAUCCUCAACUCUGGGCUGGGGAACAACGCUGUUAACCACAACCAGAAACAGAUAGUCGAACACACAACGACAUCCGAACUUAGUCUCCAUGACAACAGACUGGCUGAGACCAGGGCGAGGCAUAGAUUUGGUCUGCAGGGACAGGAAAGUGAACAUAUGCGGCGGGAGAGUACAGACUUCGCUUACGAUGCUCCGUCCUGCUCUUAUAAUUGUGAAAGACUGAUGGCGCCUCAGGUUAACCCUCUAACAGGUGCUGCCUUCAGCCUGUCUUCUAUAGGAUCUGUCAACUGUAACAUGGACCCUGCGAUAACACAGACACUCCCUGGCCUUCGUCCUCCUCACAGUCUCCUAAUGUUAAACCAGACCUCAGACAAUGCCAGUGCCUCAACACUAAAUGGCUACACAAGCCCAUUGACAAAUGACAGUAGUGAAGACGGAAUCAGUAAAGGUGGCAGUGGCAAAGAGAAGCGCUUCCUGUGUUCAUUCUGUGGGAAAGCCUUCAGUUUUCCCCAACAGGUGGAGAUCCACCAGAGGGUUCACACGGGGGAGAAACAAUUUGGCUGCCACCUGUGUCGGGCGAGUUUCUCUCACUCCUUCAGCCUGAAGAGGCACCUGAGAGUCCACACAGGGGUGAAACCCUUCAGUUGUACCCAGUGUCACAUGCGCUUCGCCCAGGCUGGUCACCUGAAGAGGCACCAGAGGGUCCACACAGGGGAGAAACCCUACAGCUGCACGCAGUGUGAGAAGAGGUUCUCCCGCCAGGACCAGCUGAAGAUGCACCUGAAGGUCCACACGGGAGAGAGGCCAUUCGCCAGUACGCACUGCGGGAAGAGGUUAUCAGAGAGGAGCUACCUCAGGACACACCAGCAGAAAAAACAUUCCACUCUUUAACAUAAAAAGUAACCAUUCCCCUGGAUAGCUUCUGACAUUUAGAUCAAACCCGGCAUUAAAGACAAAUAUACAUUUU